GUGGGGAGAUCCCUCUCCCGCUCUCCGGGCCGGCUCUUCCGUGGGGCGCCCGCCCCUUUCGCUCUCCGAGCCCUCCCUUCAUCUCGUCCCGCCGCCGACCCUCAUCGCUUUAAUCUUGGUGGGCCCGGGAGGGAAGGCGGGGGACGUCAGUGCCGAGUGGGCUGGUCCAGGACAAGGCAAGGCAAGGCAGGGCAGAGCUAGGCAGCUUCGCUUUUCACGGCUCCUUCCCUCCCGCGGGAAGCAGCAGCCGCCCUUCUGGACUGGCCGUGCCGAGGCCUGGCGGAGAGGAGGCUGGGACCGAGGUGACCCUAAGGGCUCCGCGGAGGCGCGCUCAGAGGCGCUUUCUUCCCGGCUCUGGGAAUUGACUGGCCAGGAGGGAGGCUGCGAGCAAGCGGCCGUGGACUGCGGAAACACCCUACUGAAUGACAGUCCUCUUUUUCUCAGAAGGAAGGACUCUGAUAUAUUGAUCAGGUGUGGAGUAUCAAACCAGAGGCAGUGCUCUGUAAACUCCCACACGGGGUUGAAACGUCAUAUGCCAGUAUGACUACUAGCACAGAUGUACACACUUCAGAGCUCGGCAGUCAAAGAAGAGGAAGAGAGAAACAAGAUGUUUAGAGUUAACAACAAAACUGCUUGCAUGACUACCGCCUUCCAAGAGUGCCUUCAGUUUCUGAAGUUGAAGAAUAAGUAAACGGAAACAAGGAUUGCAGAUUAUAUUCCUUUUUCUUUUCUUUUUAACCACUUGGGAUUUUAGUCUUUGAAUUGACGUGGCCACAAGCACUGGACAGCAAUAUGUGUCAUGUCAUUGUUACUUGUCGGUCAAUGUUAUGGACACUCUUGAGUAUUGUUGUGGCAUUUGCGGAGCUCAUAGCUUUCAUGAGUGCGGAUUGGCUGAUUGGCAAGGCCCAACCUGGAAGUUUUCAGGACACAGACAGCAGGAGGGCAGGAUCAGUGGAUCCUUAUCGUCCAACCUUGGGGAUCUAUGGACGUUGCACCAGAAUUGAGCAUCUCCAAUCUUCCAUGCCUGAUACAUCUUGUGGUCCCUAUGCAGAUAACUUCAAUGAAAUUGCGAGUGGUUUUUGGCAAGCUACUGCUAUUUUUCUUGCUGUGGGGAUCUUGAUACUCUGUGCAGUUGCAUUCGUUUCUGUUUUCACCAUGUGUGUACAGAGUAUUAUGAAGAAAAGUAUUUUUAAUGUCUGUGGGCUGCUACAAGGAAUUGCAGGCCUAUUCCUUAUCCUAGGGUUGAUCUUAUACCCUGCUGGUUGGGGUUGUCAGAAAGCAACAAGCUAUUGUGGACCUUACGCUUCAGCUUAUAAACUUGGUGACUGUUCUUUAGGCUGGGCUUUCUACACUGCUAUUGGUGGCACAGUCCUGACGUUCAUCUGCGCAGUCUUCUCUGCCCAAGCCGAAAUCGCCACCUCCAGCGACAAAGUCCAAGAGGAAAUUGAAGAGGGGAAAAGCCUGAUUUGCCUUCUAUAACACACUCUUCUCCAUAAAAAAAUUUUUUAUCUCAAAAAUAAUGGAUUUCAAGUAGCUAUUUGGACUCUUCUAGGAAGAAUGAAGACAUGUAAGUGUUCUGAUAGUCCAACAUCAUAAAAGGUUGAAAGGCACUGAAGUCUACAGACAGUAUUAAAAAAUGUGAAGUAGUGCGAAUUCUCCAUGAAUAUGAAGGAAUGCCACAAAGCAAACCUGUUGGCUUUCCAAUUUUUCUGGAAACAAUUAUUUCUAUUUUGUCUUCACCAAGAUGAAUGAUUAUGAAGGAUUUUUUUUUUUGAAGAAUAACUUGAAAUAUGUCAGGUUGUUUUCAGUACAUACAUUUUAAGACAACAUAAUCAGGCUCCAGUGUCAAAAUGGCAAGAACUACACUAUUAAAUUACUCCAUAGCAUCUUUUCGGAAAGCAGGUCAUGAAUAUUAAAAAGACACAAUAUUCUGGGUUGUAUGCAGUAGCACAUGGAAAGAAUAUGUCUUAAUAAAGUAAGGCUUCCAGUUGAAACUAGUGAAAACAAUUUUUGUUAAGCAAUACUUUAAACAUUGUUCAAUACAUACCUUACAUACCUGAGGCAUGGAACUAUAACAAUUUACGAGGGUAGCUCUGAAAACAUAAGCUAAAUUACUUUUAUUUUCAUUACACAGAUAGAUAGUUCCAUUAUUUGAUUAAUUAAUCUGGGUAGAUAUGUAUAGCUAUGGGGAAAGUUUAGACUCUUGUAUAUCUGAUACUGAACUCAUUAUUUGUCUUCAAUGAAGGUAUAGGAGGCAUCUUCUGCUAUUGGUCCAGUUGUAACCAAGACUGGUCCUUUCCAAGAACCAUCUGUUGCAUUUAAGUCCAUUUCAAGCAGAAAUGGCCAUUGUGCUCAUCUAUCAAAGGAUACCACGUGCCUAAAUUGUGACGUUACCGAAUGCUUUUGGGACUUUUUUAGUUGCAUCUAUAAGAGAAGUGUACUGAUUGAUUUUUUUUCAAAAAUGAGCCUUUUGCAUUAGUCAAAUAUGUAAAAAAUGUUCUGAGAACGUAAUGUACUGCAUUGCAGUGAUGGCUGUAGAAAGAGAAAUGAUGGGAGAACUAAUGCCUAAUGUCCAGAUCCUCAAUUUUUAGAUUAGCCUUAUUAACACUGAUAUUUAAUGUAUCUCUUGAUAGACAGAAAUAAUACAUUGUAGUUUAAGUUGCCAGGAUGAAAUAACACAUCAGACUCUGAAUAGUAACUUAUUUCUAGCAUAUCUUCUAAAAUUAAAUUUUGAAUCUCCAGUGAAGAGGAAUGUACUGUACUGUCUAACUCAGGAUUUUUGUGAAUAAGCCACUUCUUUAACCAUUGCUAUAAGUAUUCCAAAGAGGCAUUUGUGAAUUAACUGUGAACAUGCACACUUUACAACCUUGUUAAUUCAUUGAGCACCAACACUGUUCAUGAGGGAUUAAUUGAACCCAAACUGCUUUUGCAGAAUUGCUGUCAUAAUACCCCUUGUUCAGAACAUGUUGCUCUCACGAUAGAACCAUGAAAAGGAGACUGAACUGUUCACAUUUAUAAUAGUGAAUACUGAAAUUUACUAAAGAAUUAUGCAGACUGAUCUGCAAUCUGAUUAUAAAGUAUCGUAAUAAGCAUGGACCCAGUAUGGGUCCAAAACAAUCUUACCUAUUCUGGCAGAUUAACUUUCCUAGUUUCUAGUGUAAAAUGAUAUAAGCCAAAUUGUGGCCUGAUACUUUUUACAACCAGGUGCUUGAGAAAUUCUCUCUCAUCAGCAAUCCAAAACAGAGUUGGUGACUGGGCUAGAGUUAACUCCAAUAAAAUUUUGUUUGACGUUCUAAAAUAAAAUUCCACUCGGAGCACAAGAAAUAUCUAUGCUGGAGUAAUAUGCAAUUUAUUUUUUCUUUGGUACUGUAACAUUUUUGUGUUGUAGAAAUUAAUUACUAAGAUUGGACUAGAAUCAAAAAUUUCAAGUUAGAGUACUUUUUCGUGUCAUUAAAGAUACAGGACUAUUCAUAUACAUACAUUUGGAAGUAUAAAUGUACCAUGUUUUAUAGAGUAAAAUUUAAUUUGAUACUGCCCCACAUCAGGGGUGGGUUCUACUUACCUUUACUACUGGUUCGCAAUGGGAGCAUGUGUAUGUGCGCGCUUCUGGGCAUGCACAGAUUGUCAAUUAUGAUGUCCGGGCUGGUGUGCAUAGCCUCCUGCCACUUUUAUUACCAGUUUGCAAGAACCAGACAGAACCAGGAGCAACCCACCACUGCCCCCACAUGAGUGUUGUUACAUGGGUAGUCCUUGUUUAACUAUGAUAAUUGGGAUUGGCAACUCUGUCACUAAGUGAUGUGGAUAUAAAGUGUAAAUGUCAUAUGAUCACAUCAUUUUACAACAUCGGUUGCAGCAGUUUCAGUUGCCAUCAAUGUGUCAUGUGAUUGCCAUUUGCCACCUCCUGCCGGCUUCUCUGUUGACUCUGCUUUUUGGGAGCUGGCAAUGAAGGUCACAAAUGGCAACCACAUGACCAAGAGACUCUGCAACCAUAGUAAUUGCAAACUGGGUGACAAGUGCCUAAAUCACAAAUGUGACCUCAUGGAUAAUGCCACAGUCACAACUAUGAGGUAGUAAGUCUCCUUGUCCAGUGCUGCCAUAACUUUGAACAGUCACCAAAUGAAUAAUUAUUAGUCAAGGACUAUCUGUAAUUACCGUGACUAAGAUGAAGUGUACAAAUACUUCUGUCUAAACGUGCACAUCAUUGGCAACAAGGCUCUCUUAAUUAAAAAUGCAUAACCAGCUCUUCGGUGUUUUAAAGUUCUGCAUUCUGAAAAGGCACUUUGGAAAUUAGUUGAGAAUAGCAGUUAAAGGAGAAUAAAUAUUGGCCUCAUGAUGUGAAAAUAUUUUUUUACCAUUUUUCAUUCUCAUUGCCUUUCUAUUUUGCUCUUGCACAAUCUCAAAAUGAUUUUGAACAGAAAAGUUUGAAACAGUUCAGCAGUUUUAUAGCACAUUUUAAAAAUUAAAAUCUGGGACAAUAUUCUCAUGUUUCCUUCUUUGAAUUGGCAUCAAAGAAAAUUUAUCAGAUAUUUUGAACAAACAGCUUUUACAGGAGCAGAAGUGAUAACUUCAGAUUAUACAGAACAUUUAUUUUUUUAAAAGAAAAGGUACUAAUCCCAACAAUACAUUAUUCUGCAUACUUCUCUUCAAGCAUCUCCAAUUUCCUUUUCCAAUCCAGGUUCAAAAUCUGUAUACUGAUUUCAUACAAUGUAUUCUAGUUCUCCAACAUUUAAUUGAUUAAAAAUCAUUCAAGUAUAUUCAUUGAUUGUUCAGCAAAUUUAAAAUAAAAAUAAGUUCCAAUAGAAGAGACCAGGCUUCGUAUAAGCAAACAUAAUUUUAUACAGUCAUCCAGUAUUGUAUAAGGGAAAAGAAUAUAGGGUGAUGUCUAUGGGACAUAUGCAUUAUCUGUAAGCUAUCUUCAGAAUUUAAUCUCAUACAUUUGAUUACUUAAGUCAACCUUAUGUGCCACUUUUCCAGAUCUAAACCCAGUGGUGGGAUUCAGCCAGUUCGCACCACUUCGGGAGAACCGGUUGUUAACUUUCUGAGCAGUUUGGUGAACUGAUUGUUGGAAGAAAUCAUUAGGGCAGAGAACGGUUGUUAAAUUAUUUGAAUCCCACCACUGUCUAAACCUAUGUUUUUGUUGAAUGAUAAUAUCCCAAAACAUUAUAAUCCAUUUUAUUAGGAAAACAUUACAAUAAAAGUGAACCCUUAUUUCAUUAGAAAGAUCUUUAUAAUUAUAUAAAAAGAUGGGAUUGCUAAUAGUUUACUGUACAUUUCUGUGUCUCUUAAUAUUCAGCCUCCCUGAAGCUUCUGAGUUUCAGGGUCCCUGGUAUUAUGAGGCAGGAAUAAAAAGGGAAACCAGGUAGAAGCAAGCAGGUGGGCAGUGGGGAGAGAGGUAAGUAAGGAAAAUUCACUUCUGUUUUUCUAAUUCCAAUGCAUUAUUAUUCCAAUGCAUAAAUUUAUUCUAUAGCAAAUUAUAGCUAUAACCUUAAUGAAAUUUCCUCUGAAAAUGUUCUGCAGCUUGCAGAUCUCUUAAUGUUGGAGAAUCACAACUCCUAGCAUUGAUCUCCUUUUUGAGAAAGAUGCUAGCACUUGUAAUUCAUAGCAAAGUGGAGUAUAACGGCUUGUUUACCUUACUAUGAAAACAUAGUAAACAGGGAUGCAUGCAGACUAGGUAAUAUAGGCCCUGGUAAAUCUUAGCAGAUAUGAUGAGUUUGUUUCCUAAUUGUGGCAUUGCUUUACAGUACUUAACGUUUGAACCACAACACCAUCUCCAUCUGGUGCAGUUACCAUAAAUCCUGCCUCAGAAAUGCCCCAAAAGUAUUUUUUUGUGUAUGCCAUAUACACUGUGAUAACACUUAGUUUUGAUUGAAACUUCAGCCAAUGAAAUCUUAUUCAUAAACAAUGGAACAAAUAGGGCUACCAGAUUGGAGGUAUAAAGACAACCACAGAUGAUAGAUGAAGAAAACUUGCCAUUUCCGUGACCUUCCAGAUUUUUACAGUCCAGAUACAGUAGCUCUAUGUUCAAGAUCUACAAUAUAGUAUUGUAUUUCUGAUAGCUGGAGUAAUAAUGUUUUUGUAUUACUGCAUGGUCUGUAAAUUGAGAGUGAUAUUUCUGGGGAAAUAUAUGGCACAAUUUUAUUCAGUUGAAUAUUCAAUAUCACAACUUCAGGCUUAUAUGCAACAUCCCACAUACUUCUGUAUUUAAAUAAUUAGACCACUAUAUUCCCAACAAGGAAAAAUGUAUGGUUUAAGAAAUCUUUUCAGUGUCUCUUGAUUUUUUUUAAAAAAUUAAAUAUAUUUUACAGAGUACUAUAUUAACUUUACACAAUGGCACAUAUGACUUCUUUUUAAUACAUAUUACUUUAAAUCAAGAAAUGGUUGGUGAUUAAACCUGUGUUCAGACAGCUCAAAAUAAAACACUGUGGAUAAAUCAUUUUAUAACAUUUAUUGUGUUAUCUUCUGUUGCAAUUUUCAUUUAAUAAUAAAUUCAAAUUAUAAUAUGUAUAAUAUGCAAUAAGGACUUUAAAACUGAUUUGAAAGAGUCCAGAAUGGCAUAUCUUUGUGGAAAAGGAAAGCUACUGCAAUAUUAUUUAAUCAUUUCUAAAAAAUCUUUCUGUGGAAGAAAAAAGGAUGUUAAAAAUACAGUGAAACCUUGAUUUAAUAGUCCAAUUGGGGGGAAGGGAUGUCUGUUAUUCCUAAUUGUCCAUUAAAUCAGAAUAUAUAAUCUGUGGUGACAUUAAUGAAAGAUAUAAAUUGCACAUAUUUUGCAUUAUAGUACAUCAUUUGUUUAACCUUAUCAAGCAAAUGAUAUAAAAGCAACAUAGGUAUAUAUUGGGAAUUUUAUCCAUAGCAUCUGAAGCCUAUUGGACUUAGGUCUGUUAAAUCAAAAAUUUACUGUAUUGUAAUAAGAUUUCCAAAUCUUUUGAAAUCUGGUUAUUACAAGCUUACUCAUUUGUAGCAUUCUGUCUCAAUGUGAAAAGUAUUCACAUAUUUAAAAAUUCAUGAAUUGCUCAACAUUAAAGAGAGAACAGUAAAAAAGUCGAUGAGCUACAGUGUGCUGUUGGGCUGCAUUGCUAAUUUAAUUUUCUACAAUAUUAGUAAUUCUUUGUCUAAUAAACCAUAAU
Messenger RNA from Ahaetulla prasina, 7124 nucleotides. RefSeq names its product LHFPL tetraspan subfamily member 2 (gene LHFPL2). Bases 793 to 1479 code for a protein of 228 amino acids. Lineage: Eukaryota; Metazoa; Chordata; Lepidosauria; Squamata; Colubridae. The transcript is spliced from 4 exons. The record is from RefSeq and is a predicted model, not a curated record. Gene Ontology annotation, cellular component: membrane.